AUUGCAUAAUAAUCAGAUUAUUGGAGUUAAGAAUUCCAAGUUGGCGAAGACUACUACACUCCGAGAAGCCAAAGGGAAGAACAAGAACCCGACCUUUCCCUCUCUCGAAAGGAUCAAUCAACAAAACAAACUGUGAUUUGAAUUGUCUUGUGUUACCUCGUUACUACUGCUAUAUAUUCAUCAACCAACUUCUCUUCCUCUUUCUCUCUAUUCAAUCACUUCUCAUCAUCAAUCAUGUCUCACUUGUCAGCUUCUCAGAUGGCUGUUACUGUUCCUGUUAGCAAUGAUUUCUCCGCCAGAAGAUCUGUGUUUAAGGCAUCUAACAUAAACUUUCGGGAUAAAUCAUGGGCACCUGUGUUUGCUUUGGACAUGAAAGCAAAGAACUGUGGUUGGAGGAGAAAUCAGAAUGUGAUUUGCAUGUCAGUGCAACAAGCAAGUGUGCCCAAAGUUGCUGUCUCCCCUUUAGAAUUGGAAAAUCCUGCUGAGCCUCCAUUGAACCUACACAAGCCUAAAGAACCCUAUACGGCAACAAUUGUUUCCGUUGAAAGAUUAGUGGGACCAAAGGCUCCUGGGGAAACUUGUCAUGUUGUGAUCAAUCAUGAUGGAAAUGUUCCCUACUGGGAGGGACAGAGUUAUGGUGUUAUUCCACCAGGUGAAAAUCCAAAAAAACCGGGAGCCCCGCAUAAUGUUCGACUAUAUUCAAUUGCUUCCACAAGGUAUGGAGACUUUUUUGAUGGAAAAACAGCCAGCUUGUGUGUGCGCCGUGCUGUUUAUUAUGAUCCCGAAACAGGAAAGGAAGAUCCUUCCAAGAAUGGUGUCUGUAGCAAUUUUUUGUGUGACUCAAAGCCUGGAGACAAAAUUAAGAUCACAGGCCCCUCAGGGAAGAUAAUGCUUUUGCCAGAGGACGACCCAAAUGCUACCCAUAUAAUGAUUGCCACCGGCACCGGUGUUGCUCCAUAUAGAGGCUAUCUUCGUCGAAUGUUCAUGGAAUCAGUCCCUACAUUCAAGUUCGGAGGACUAGCAUGGCUCUUCCUCGGUGUUGCAAAUUCCGAUAGUCUUCUCUACGACGACGAGUUCACCAAAUACCUUAAGGAUUAUCCAGAGAACUUCCGGUACGACCGAGCCCUCAGCAGAGAGGAGAAGAACAGGAAUGGCGGCAAAAUGUAUGUUCAGGAUAAGAUCGAGGAAUAUAGCGAUGAAAUCUUUAAGCUCUUGGAUAAUGGAGCUCACAUCUAUUUCUGUGGUCUGAAAGGAAUGAUGCCUGGGAUCCAAGAAACACUGAAAAGGGUUGCUGAGAACAGAGGAGAAAGUUGGGAAGAGAAGCUUUCACAACUCAAGAAGAACAAACAAUGGCAUGUUGAAGUCUACUGAUAUGUGUUUGUUUUGUCUUGCAGAAGAAAAAGACAAAAUUGUUAGCAUUUUCAUUAGAAAUUAUUUUGAUUAAUAAACUUUCAUUAAGCAGCUUGAGUAGCUGUAUCUGUUCUGUAUUGGUAGAUUAUAAUGAUGUAUUGUUUUCUUGAUGGAUGCAACAUUUGAAAAUUUAAGUCAUUAGCAGUGCUAGAGACAUAUGUUUGGGGUAAUUUUUAUUUUUUUUUAAUUAAGGGAAGCAACAUGUUUUCUGUUGCCACAUCUUGAAUUAUCUUGUUAAACAACAAGGCUUCUUCUUGUCCAGUAGAAUUUGAGCAUGACCUAUAGAAUGAUAUCAAAAA
Messenger RNA from Medicago truncatula (barrel medic), 1709 nucleotides. RefSeq names its product ferredoxin--NADP reductase, root isozyme, chloroplastic. The record is from RefSeq and is a predicted model, not a curated record. Gene Ontology annotation, molecular function: oxidoreductase activity. The coding region runs from base 235 to 1371 and encodes 378 amino acids. Lineage: Eukaryota; Viridiplantae; Streptophyta; Magnoliopsida; Fabales; Fabaceae. The transcript has 5 exons.